AUGGAUGGAUCAGCAGAGGUUGAUAAUCGUGAAAAUGAUAAAAAUUAUCUUCAACGUAAAGAGAGAAUUCAAUUUAAAAAUGACACUGAUGCAAAAUAUGGUUAUAGUAUUUAUACAGAUUCAAAACCAAAGAUUGCCUGGCUUGUUAAUGUUCAAUCAUCAGAAUUAAUUGAUGAACAUAAUAAAGAUAUUAUUGCAUGUGUUGAUUAUUAUUUUCUCGAAGAAAGUGGUGAAAGAUUCAAGAUAUGUUAUCCAUUUCGACCAUACUUUCUUCUUGCAACUGUCAGCGGUUUUGAAUGUGGUGUUGCAAGUUUUUUAGAAAAGAAGUAUGUUGAAUUUAUUAAAAUUGAAAUUAUAGAGAAAGAAAAUUUAGAUUUGAAGAAUCAUUUAAGUGGUGUUAAAAGCAAAUAUUUAAAAUUAAGUUUUCCCAGUGUUACUGAACUUCAAAAAGUUAAAAAAGAAUUAAUGCCAGUUAUUGAAAAGAAUAAAAAGAGAAUUGCUUCUGAAACAGAAUAUAAAUCACUUCUUGCAAAGCAUCUUGGUAAUAUUAAUACUCAUGAAAUUGGGGAUGCUAUAGAUAAAAUUAUUGAGAUUAGAGAAUAUGAUGUACCUUAUCAUAUGAGGGUAUCUAUAGAUAUGAAAAUUUUUGUUGGUUUAUGGUACACUGUAGUAGGAAGAGAUGAAAAUAGAUUGCCUUCUCUUAAAAGAAAUUAUGAUAUUAUUGAACCUGCAGAACCUGUUGUUUUAGCUUUUGAUAUUGAAACAACAAAAAUGCCUUUAAAAUUUCCAGAUUCUGAAUUUGAUCAAAUAAUGAUGAUUUCUUAUAUGAUUGAUGGACUUGGGUAUUUAAUUAUUAAUAGGACUGUUGUUAGUGCAGAUAUACAUAACUUUGAGUAUACUCCAAAACCUGAGUAUCCCGGUGAAUUUACAGUAUUUAAUGAAGAAGAUGAAAAAGCAUUAUUAAUAAGAUUUUUUGAUCAUAUUAUUGUAUCAAGACCUUCAAUUAUUGUAACAUACAAUGGUGACUUUUUUGAUUGGCCUUUUGUAGAUGCACGUGCAAGACAUUAUCAAUUAAAUAUGAGGGAAAUAAUAGGCUUUUCUAAAGAUAGUCAAGGAGAAUACAAAUCAGAUAAUUGUAUUCAUAUGGAUGCAUUUCGUUGGGUACAGAGAGAUUCUUAUUUACCAAUGGGUUCACAAAAUUUGAAAGCAUGCACAAAAGCCAAAUUAGGUUAUGAACCUGUUGAAUUAGAUCCAGAAUUAAUGGUUACUAUGGCUAUAGAAAAACCACAAAUAUUAGCUAAUUAUUCAGUUUCUGAUGCUGUUGCGACAUAUUAUCUAUACAUGAAAUAUGUACAUCCAUUCAUUUUUGCCUUAUGUACAAUUAUUCCUCUUGGUGGUGAUGAUGUUUUAAGGAAAGGAUCCGGUACUCUUUGUGAAUCAUUAUUGAUGGUUGAAGCUUUUCACAAUAAUAUUGUAUUUCCCAAUAAAUUAAUUGAUGGUGAUAGAAAAAUCACUUCUGAUAAUCGUGUUAUUGAAAGUGAAACUUAUGUUGGUGGUAGAGUAGAAGCUUUGGAGUCAGGAGUAUUUCGUGCUGAUAUUAAGACAAGAUUUUGUAUCGUUCCGGAAGCAUUAGAAAUGUUAAAAGAACAGGUAAGAGAUACGAUGAAGUUUGCUUUGAAUGUUGAAAAUGGAAUUGACCUAGAAAAUGUUAUCAAUUUUGAUGAAGUAUGUAAAGAAACAGAAGAAAAAUUAGAUCAAUUAAAAAACACACCUAAUCUAUUUGAAUAUCCUAAAGUUUAUCAUUUAGAUGUUGGUGCUAUGUAUCCAAAUAUUAUUUUAACUAACCGUCUUCAACCUCCUGCUAUUGUUUCAGAAGAAGAUUGUAUGGCUUGUAUUUAUAAUACUCCUGAUGCUAAAUGUAAAAGAGAUAUGAAUUGGGUAUGGAGAGGUGAAUUGAUGCCUUGUACAAGAACAGAAUACGAUAGAAUAAUUCAACAACUUGAAACAGAGUCUUUUGGCAAACCUCCAGUUCCUUUUCAUGAAUUACCAAAAGAAGAACGUAUGAAAUUGGAAAAAAAAAGAGUGCAAGAUUUUUGUAGAAGAGCAUAUGGAAAAAAUCAUGUAACUAGAAUAGAAACAAGAACAACAAGAGUUUGUGAAAGGGAACAUGGAUUCUUUGUUGAUACAGUUAAAGCUUUUCGUGAUCGUCGUUAUGAUUAUAAAGAAAAAUUAAAGAAAGCAAAAGGUGAACUUGCAAAAACACCUCCAGAUGAUUUAAAUGGUAUAAGAAUAGGUCAAUCCAGAGUUAUUUUAUACGAAUCAUUACAAAUGGCUCAUAAAUGUAUUUUGAAUUCUUUUUAUGGUUAUGCUAUGAGAAGGGGUUCACGUUGGUUUUCAAUGGAAAUGGCUGGUAUUGUUUGCCAUACUGGUGCAAAUAUUAUUCAAGAGGCCAGGAAGUUAGUUGAGCAAAUUGGAAGACCUCUUGAAUUAGAUACAGACGGUAUAUGGUGUAUGCUACCUUCAAGUUUGCCAGAAAAUUUAACAUUUAAAUUACAAGGAUUAAAGAAGGACAAGGUAACGAUAAGUUAUGCUGGUUCUAUGUUAAAUGCAUUAGUUAAAGAUAAAUUUACAAAUCACCAAUACCAUGUCACAGGACAAGACGGAAAUUGCGAAAUAAAAAGUGAAAAUUCGAUUUUCUUUGAAGUUGAUGGACCAUACUUAGCAAUGAUUUUACCUGCUUCUAAAGAAGAAGGUAAAAAGUUAAAAAAAAGAUAUGCCGUAUUUAAUUUUGAUGGUUCAUUAUCUGAAUUGAAAGGUUUUGAAUUAAAAAGAAGAGGAGAAUUAAACAUGAUCAAAUUAUUUCAGGAAAAUGUCUUUAAAUUAUUUUUAAAAGGUACAACUUUGGAAGAAUGCUAUAAAUACGUGGCUAAAGAAGCUGAUUACUGGUUAGAUGUGUUAUAUUCAAAAGGUGUUGAUAUGACAGAUAAACAGUUAUUUGAUCUUAUUUCCGAAAAUCGUAGUAUGUCAAGGAAACUUUCUGAAUAUGAAGGACAAAAAAGUACUUCUAUUACGACAGCUAGGAGAAUGGCACAAUUUUUAGGUGAUGAAAUGGUCAGAGAUGCUGGACUAGCUUGUAAAUUUAUUAUAUCACAAAAACCUUUGGAUGCUCCAGUUGCAGAAAGAGCAAUUCCACUUGCAAUAUUUCAGACAAAUCGUUCAACUCAAGCAAGAUUCUUAAGACAAUGGACCAAAGAUUCUGCAAUUACUGAGGAAAAUGUUGAUAUUCGUAAUAUUAUUGACUGGGCAUAUUAUAUUGAGAGGGUUGGUAAUACUAUGCAAAAAAUUAUAACUAUACCAGCAGCAUUACAAGGUGUACCAAAUCCUGUUCCAAGACUACCACAUCCAGAAUGGUUAGAUAAUAUAAAGAAAGAAAAACAAUUUCAAAGAAAUCAACCUAAAAUUACAAGCAUAUUUAAAAAAAUUCCAAACCCUGUUAAAGACAUCGAGGUUAUUGGUAGCGGAGUAUACUUUGACAAAGAAAACGAAGGAAAUUGUAAUAGGAAGAGAGGAAGAAGUAUUGUACUUAACAAUGAUUCAAAAACAGUAGAAGAUUCUCCAACAAAUAAAAAAAUAAAAACAAUCAAUGAAAGGAAGACAAUAAAAAAAGAUGGAUUCAUCGAAUGGAUAAAUUACAACAAAUGUAGAUGGAGAGAAAUUCGUAACAAUAUUGCUGAAAGAAAGAAGAAUCUUAGUAAUAAUGAUAGUAAUAGUUUAGUAAACAGACCGCUUACAACUUUAGAAAAAAUGGUACUUUGUAGUAAGAAUGAAUUUUUAAAAAAAAAUUGGGAAAUUGUAGAAAUUUCACAAACUGAUACACCUGGUUUAUUUGUAGUAUAUGCAAUUGUUGGCAACACAAUGAAGAAAUUUAAUGUAAAUGUGCCAAGAAUCUUUUAUGUUAAUCAAUAUCAUCCAAAAAAUGAUGUAAAGCAUGUAAAAAAAAUUUUACCGCGUUGUAAACCAUUACUUAAUUUGUAUGAAUAUUCUAUUGAUGAAACUAAUUUUUCUUCUAGCCUUCGUGAUUUAUAUAUGCAAUUGUGUGAAAAAAAAAUUGAAGGUAUAUAUGAAACUCAGGUACCUUUAGAUUUUAGAAGUAUGAUAUCAAUUGGGGCUGUUGCAAAGAUUGUGAGUAUGAGGGCUUCAAAUACUAAUACUUAUAACAUGAAUGAACUACAAAUAUUACCAUCAAUAGAAAAAAAUUAUUUAUAUGAUAAAGAAUUAAAAAAACUUUUCUUCUACAAUUAUUCUUCUGGGAAUUUGCAUAUUGUUGCCUUUUUUUCCCCUACUCAUAAUUUAGGAAAAAUUUUUGUUGUACAUAAUAGAAAUUUAGAUAUAAUGGGAAAUAAGAGUAUUUACAAAGAUGAGUUGGAACGUUUUUUAAAAAAACACAAAGAGGAAUAUUUUGAUAGAGAAGCAUAUUCAAAAUUAGAUAUUGAAAUUCAACAGUGUCGGGAUGUUAGGAAUGUAGCUUUAGCUAUGAAAAAUAUGUAUAAACAAUUUGGUAUUAAUGAGUCACAACUUUACAUAUUAUUAGUACAAUCUCCGAAUACAAGAAAAUAUCUUACUGAUACAUAUCCUGUAUUAUCAUAUUUUCCUCAUGUUAGAAUAUAUGUAGCUGAACCUUCAGAUCUUCUAACAACACUUGGAUGGCAAAAUAAAAUUGUUAGUAGAAUUUGUAAGAAUUUCCUUUUUUCACAUGUUUUAUUGGAUGAGUUAAUUACACAAGGAAGAUAUUUGAAUAUACCCAUUGGAAAUAUUAAAGAAGAUUUUGCCACAUUUGCAGCAGAUAUUAUAUAUGCACGUUGUCUUAACAGAGAAGGUUAUUUAUUAUGGGCUACAACUGCUCCAGAGCCAGAUUUGGGUGGAAAAGAUAUACAAGAUUACAGAGUUACAAAUGAUUGGGAUUCUGUAUCAUUUAGAACUCAUCAUUCUUUUAUUAUUAAUAAAGAAGCUUAUAAAUGUGGUAAAAUAGUUGUUGAUAUUAACUUAGGAUGCUUAGCUGUUUGUGCGUUACUUCAAGCAAAUAAGAUUGCUGAAGCUGAAGGUACAAAUUAUUCAUUAGGUUUUGCAUCUGGAGUUGAAUUAGCAAAAGAUAAAAUUUUUGGAAAAGAAAUAUGGUUUUCAAUUAUGGAUGAAGCUGCUGCUGCAAAUAAAUCUGUUGAAGUAUUACGACAAGUUGUUGUUGAAUGUGUAAAAGAUAUAAACAGUGAUGGAGCUAUGUUAGCUGAUGAAGUUAUUUCAAAUAUUCAUAGAUGGUUAAGAUCUCCAAGAUCAUUGAUGUAUGAUCCAGCUAUUUCUAAAGCUGUAACAGUAUUAAUGAAAAAGUUAUGUUUUUUAUUGGUAACUGAAAUUACAAGAGUUGGUGGUGAGGUUAUACAUUGUUCAUAUACAAGAUUAAUUAUUAGUACAGAAAAAGAUUCUAUUUAUACAGGAACAAACUUUGUUAGAAGUAUGAUUGAUGCAUUGUCACGAAAUCCUUUAUUUUCUGUUUUAACAUUUACAGUACAAAAUUAUUGGGAUAUUUUUAGUUGGAUAGAUCCAUCAAAUUAUGCUGCUAUGAAAGUUGGUGAUACAAGUGAUGAUGAUGAAUUAAUAUUUAAUUGGGCAAUGAGUUCUUACUUUCCUGAUGAGGCUAGUAGAGCAAUAUUUAAUAAUUUUAUUGGUGGUUAUAUGACAAUGUUAGGUGAUUUUUAUCGUUCUAACAACAAAAAAAAUAACAAAGAAUUUAUUAAAUUUAAGAAAGAAAAAAUACUAAAAGAUGUAUGUGAAAAAAUGUGUAAAUUAACAGAAAGAAAUAUUAAAAAAUAUCGUAAUGCAGAGAUUCCAGAUGAUUUACCACCAAUAUAUAUGGCAGAAGAAUUUACAUAUAAUAUACCACUUGAAAUGGUAAAUUGUUUUAUAAAAAUUUUAUCAUUAGAUUCAAGUAUUGAGGAAGAAAUAGAAAUUGUUCGUUGUAAAGCAAUGGAUUUAAUGAAAAUAGAUAAAUAUAGUGAAAAAUCUUUUUGGAAACCAAUUACAUAUUCAUGUGUACUUGAUCAUUUAAUAUGUCAACAUUGUAAUAACCAUAGUGAGAUAGAUGUAUGUAUGAUUGAUACAAAAAAUAAUGGUGUUGGUGAAUUUAUUUGUUCAAGUUGUAAAAAAGCAUUUGAUAAAAAUAUUCUUGAACAAAUGUUAUUACAAAGAGCUCAUAAAAUGAUAAUAGCUUAUUCAAUGCAAGACUUACAAUGUGUUAAAUGUAAAGAAAUAAGAAAUAAUAAUUUUAGCAGUAAAUGUGGGUGUAGUAAUAAGUAUGAAUUUAUUAAUAAAAGAUCUGAAAUUAUGAGUAAUCUUAGAAUACUCUAUUGUGUAGCUAUUACUAAUAAUUUUAAUUUUUUAAAAGAUAUUGUUGAAAGUUGUUUGGAUUUGUAA
Messenger RNA from Strongyloides ratti, 6465 nucleotides. RefSeq names its product DNA polymerase epsilon catalytic subunit A. The transcript has 4 exons. Lineage: Eukaryota; Metazoa; Nematoda; Chromadorea; Rhabditida; Strongyloididae. Gene Ontology annotation, biological process: DNA replication proofreading; base-excision repair, gap-filling; nucleotide-excision repair, DNA gap filling. The coding region runs from base 1 to 6465 and encodes 2154 amino acids. The record is from RefSeq and is a predicted model, not a curated record. Gene Ontology annotation, molecular function: single-stranded DNA 3'-5' DNA exonuclease activity; zinc ion binding; DNA binding. Gene Ontology annotation, cellular component: epsilon DNA polymerase complex; nucleus.